Staurois parvus is the source of this 271-nucleotide messenger RNA. NCBI's taxonomy places the organism in Eukaryota, Metazoa, Chordata, Amphibia, Anura, Ranidae. The record is from the annotation of a GenBank genome assembly.
GAUGGUUACAUUCAGGGGCGGACUGACCAUAUGGAAACUCGGGCACUGCCCGAGGGCCCGGAGUCAGUAGGGGGCCCCAUGAGAUGCCCCUGGUACCUUUUUCAUAGGCUUUUUUGUUUGGGCAAGGACACAGGGGCCCAAUGAUCCCCUAUUGCCCGGGGGCCCCAUGAGUUGUCAGUCCGCCCCUGGUUACAUUCCUCCAUCCCUGGUGUAUGCCGUGUCUGAGCAGAGGCUGGCUCCGUGCCCUACUGGAUGCUCUCCUCCUUAGGCC